Molecule: messenger RNA, 5090 nt
Organism: Acipenser ruthenus (sterlet)
Lineage: Eukaryota; Metazoa; Chordata; Actinopteri; Acipenseriformes; Acipenseridae
Product: protein sel-1 homolog 1-like
Exons: 21
Coding region: 391-2748 (785 amino acids)
Biological process (GO): ERAD pathway
Cellular component (GO): endoplasmic reticulum membrane
Molecular function (GO): protein binding
Source: RefSeq, a predicted model, not a curated record
GAUUGGUUUAACGACAACGGGCAGGAAGUGUCUUCCGAGGGUUAUGGGGUCUUUCCUAAGGAAAUGAGGAAUUUAAAGCUCCAAGUAAGAUGAUUAUGUUAUUGCCAGGGAUAUUAUUUACAUAUUAACAAAGGGAAACAUGCCCUAAAGUACGAACGGGUUGAUUUCAAACAAAGAUCGAACGGCAAUCGCUAAGUGUAGAAAGAAAGACUGGUUGGUGAAUCUUGUGGAGACUGAUUUGCAAGCGCAGUGUCACUGUGUACAAAUCCUGUAAUUCAGUUUCGAACAGUUUUUUUUUUUACUAGUGGAGCGGGAAGUUAAAACUAAUUUUGAUUUUAGUAAGGUUUACAUUGCUUUCUGUGUACUUAUUUUUGAUGAAGUUGUAUUAAGAUGAUGACCAGAAGGAAGUGGCUGCUGUUUACAUUGUUGGUGGUGGGAGUUUCACAAGGAGUGACAGCUGAUUUGGAAGAGAUAAAUGAUUCUCCUGAAGGCAAGACAUCAUUCCACAGUCCAAACACUGAAGAGGAAGAGGUUCCCACUGGAGCCCGGAUGGUUGUGGAGCAGACGCAUUUUCCCAGAGAAGAAGUGUCUCAGGAUUCGGAAGGGGGUGGUGAGGGCAGCUCUGAGGAACCAAGUUUAUUAGAUGUGACUGGUACUGAAGACCUGCCCACUGAGCCUGUGGAUGCUGAAGAAAAACAGAAAGCAUUGCAGAGAGUGGUUGGGGGCACAGCUGAUGGCGAGCCCUGCUUCUUUCCCUAUUUGUUCCUGGGUAAAGAGUUCACAGUGUGUACCACAGAGGGACGAGGAGAUGGCAGGCUCUGGUGUUCAACUACCUACGACUACGACAGAGACAAGAAAUGGGGAUUCUGUGAAACUGAAGACCAGGCUAAGCAGAGACGCCAGGCUCAAGAGGCUGAGGACCUUUACCAGACAGCAAUAAAGAUCAUUAAUGGAACAAGCAAGACCAGCCAAAAGAAAGAGGGAUACAGUAUUCUGAUGAAAGCUGCAGAGAUGGGUCACACCAAGGCAAUGGAGAAAGUGGCAUAUGCAAUGCUGUUUGGAGAUUAUAUGACACAGAAUACCCAUCAGGCCAGGGAACUCUUUGAGAAGCUGCUGAUUGAGGGGUCUCCCAAAGCUCAAACGGGGCUUGGAUUCCUCCAUGCUGUUGGUCUAGGAGUUAACUCAAGUCAAGCUAAGGCAUUGGUCUAUUACACCUUUGGGGCACUUGGAGGGAACUUGAUAGCCCACAUGAUCCUGGGAUACAGGUACUGGGGUGGAAUAGGAGUCCCUCAGAGCUGUGAAUCUGCUUUGACACACUAUCGACUUGUAGCGAACCAUGUGGCAAGUGACAUCUCCCUGACAGGAGGCAGUGUGGUUCAGCGGAUCCGCCUGCUGGAUGAAGUGGAGAACCCUGGCGUGGCCAGUGGAAUGCUGGAAGAGGAUCUGAUCCAAUACUACCAGUUUCUGGCUGAAAAGGGGGAUGUGCAAGCUCAGGUUGGCCUUGGGCAGUUGCAUCUGCAUGGAGGUCGUGGUGUGGAACAAAACCAUGAGAGGGCCUUUGAGUACUUCAAUCAAGCAGCUAAUGCCGGAAAUACACAUGCUAUGGCAUUUUUGGGAAAGAUGUACUCUGAGGGUAGUGAUUCUUUACCUCAAAACAAUGAAACUGCAAUGCAGUACUUCAAGAAGGCAGCAGACUUAGGUAACCCGGUUGGACAGAGUGGACUGGGAAUGGCUUAUUUAUAUGGCAGGGGAGUUCCAGUGAAUUAUGAAAUGGCACUGAAGUAUUUUCAGAAAGCAGCCGAGCAGGGCUGGGUGGAUGGACAGCUCCAACUGGGAACCAUGUACUACAAUGGUAUAGGUGUAAAGCGGGACUACAAGCAGGCGCUGAAGUACUUUAACCUGGCUUCUCAGGCUGGGCAUAUCCUAGCCUUCUACAACCUGGCUCAGAUGCAUGCCACUGGCACGGGUGUGAUGAGGUCCUGCCAUACUGCCGUAGAGCUGUUUAAGAACGUGUGUGAGCGGGGCCACUGGUCUGAACGGAUGAUGACAGCCUACAGCCAUUACAAAGAAGGGGAAGCUGACUUGGCUGUGGUGCAGUACCUUCUGUUGGCUGAACAAGGAUAUGAAGUGGCACAGAGCAAUGUGGCCUUCAUACUGGAUCAAGCAGGAGAAGCAAAACUGUUCAGUGAAAAUGAGACGUUCCCCAGAGCCCUCCUGCACUGGAACCGAGCCGCUGCCCAGGGAUACACAGUGGCAAGAAUCAAGCUGGGAGAUUACCAUUUCUAUGGCUAUGGUACAGAUGUGGACUAUGAGACAGCAGUUAUCCAUUAUAGACUGGCUUCAGAGCAGCAACAUAACGCCCAAGCCAUGUUCAACCUGGGCUACAUGCAUGAGAAAGGGCUGGGAAUAAAGCAGGAUAUCCACCUUGCAAAGCGCUUCUAUGACAUGGCAGCUGAGGCUAGUCCGGAUGCGCAGGUCCCUGUGUUUUUAGCACUCUGCAAGCUUGGACUGGUCUACUCCCUCCAGUAUCUACAAGAAAUGAACGUAAGUGUCAGGAAUGCUCAGGAGCUUAUGUCACAGAUUGACCUGGACCAGUUACUGGGACCAGAGUGGGACCUGUACCUCAUGACAAUCAUUGCCUUACUCCUGGGGACCGUCAUUGCUUAUAGGCAGAGACAGCACCAGGGAGUUCCCAGACCUGCAGCCCCACAGCGGCCCCAAGGAGAGCAGCAAGAGCCGGAGCAAUAAGCGGAUUGCCCUCCCUCCUCACUGACCCUCCAUUAUAACGGCUUUCUGGCUAACAGACUUCCCCUAAAGCCUGUAUUGCACAGAAAUCCAGAGGCUGUCCUGGCUCUUUUUGGAGCAGCAUAAAAAGGAUCCCAACAUGACUUGAACCUUCAUUUUGCAGAAAUUGUGCACAUAGGGUUCUGAACACACCUCCCCCCUCCACUUAUGACAGAUAUCCUGCUUCUGAUUGUAUAAUGCUGUUACACAGCUGUUAAAUGUUUCUAUAAAUGUGGAGCGGGUUGGAUUGCUUCUUCAUUUGCAACAUGUUUUUUUUGUUUUUGUUUUUAAUUGGGUGGGAGGGGGUGUCUCUCCAAUACAUUAGCAGGCUCAACCUUGUAUUCAGGAACACAUACAGUUAGUGCAUCUUGUGUACAGGACUUUUCAUUUGUGUCACCCCAGUUGAUCCUUUUUGCUGACCUGUGGAAACUUUGCAUUGAAGUCUUAAGUUCGGGCUUGUUUAACAUGUCUUUGAAAUGUGAGAUAGACAUUGGAUUUGUUCAUUGUUCAACCAGGCACAUUUAUCAAUGAUAGGUCACUAGAGUAGCCAAUUGGGACUCAUAAUUUAUUAGUGUUUUUUUUUUUUUUCCAGUAAUCUAUUCCUUCUAGAGUGCUGCCUGUGUAACCUGGCUUGUGAACAUUCCCCUUAGAGGUGUUUUAAUGGAAAUGUUACCACUAUAAUCAACAUGGUUGCAAGAUUAUACUCGCAUUAGGUGAAUUUAUAAUUUUUUUUAUAAUGCAUCCACCACUAAAUUGUUCAAAGAUAAAUGAACAGUGCAAAUUCGUUUAAUACAUCAUGGUUUGCUUAACAUUAAAUCAUUUUAUCGGAAAAUAGUGUUCCAUAUUCUUUCAUCUACUGGUAACCCAUGUUUACUGAAAAGAUAAGUCUCAAAUAAUGGUUUAUAAGGAAACCUAAACUUCAAGAAGUCACGACUGUGCCAAGUAACACUAAAUGAAAGGUGUUUGCUCUCCACCCUGUUCCUCAUAAAACAAUUAAAUAAAAUCUAAAACCAAACUGUCUGAAAAUGUGUUCAGCCUUUCAGAUGUGUGACUUUACCAUCCAAUCCAUGUGUAGGAUUUGUCCUCGGCCACAUUAGCAGGUUUCUGAAACUAGCUAUCUGGUAUGUGUUGCAGACAUAUCUUGAAUGCUAUGUGUGUGAUGUUAUGACUGAUCUAUCAUUUUGAGUGAAUUUGUAAUUUAAUCCCAGGGAGCAUCUUUUGAAAACUGGUGCAAGUCAUAGUGUUGCAGUUCUAGUACCCAGCAAAAUCCUAUGCUGUUUUAUUUCUAGAUUAAAAGAUAUGCUGGUUUGAUUUUUGUUUAAUUAACUAAGUAGCAGUUUACAGUUUAACAAACUAUUAGAUGUCUUAACUAAAGAAAAGCUUGCUAUAAUUAAUGAAUGGAUACAAUCUAUCUUAAGCUAACAGGAUUGAGUUAGUUAAAAUGUAAAAAAAAAAAAAAAAAAAAAAAAAAAUACCACUUGGUAAUCUAAAAAAUCCAAUUUACUGAUAAUAAACAACCAGGAAGGAAGGUUUAAUAUAGGGUAAAGUUGUUUCUUGCUUGUUUUGCAACAUCACUUAUGUUUUUCUUUUUGAAUUGAGCCCAUUGUUUCAUACAGUAAUCAGCUCUUUGUUCUGUGUGCGUGUGUGUGUGUGGGUGGGUGGGUGUGUAGAGACAUUUUCUGAAGAAAUGUCAUCACCGCCCCUUUCCCAACCUCUCAGUGAGUUUAACUAGUAAUGGACAUAUGGGGAUGUUUGCAUAUUAUUUAUUUAUUUUUAUUUAUUUUACAGCAAUUAAAUGUAAAGCUUGAGCUUAAGACUUGAGUGUAUUUAAAAAAAAAAAAAAAAAAAAAAAUUAGUAUUAAAAUGUUCCAUGUUUUUCUCCUGUUCUAACAUGCAUUGAACAGUAUUGGUCUUGGAAGAAUUGCAUCUCCAAUUAUGUCCAUUGGGAGUACUUAACCCUUUAACAUCUUUCUUUCUUUCUUUCUUUUUUUUUAUUUUUAUUUUACCCACAACAUUUCUAUAGCAAACCCAUGACAGCCUACAAAUUCCCAAAUAGACUAAAAUCUUGAGUUUGGUUUUUAAGGGGUUUAGUUACACAAAAAGGAAAUCUAUUUUGUAAAUAUAAAAUCUGUAUGUAUAAAAUCAAUAGAACAGCUGUUGCAGUGUAACAUUGUGUACAAAUGUUGUUAAUAAGGUGUAGAGUACAGACUGGAGUUAAAUAUAUCAGAAUGGCAAUUUGAGAAAAAGCUGUAUUACCAAAAUACAGAAUUAAAUGUAAUUAAACUGUUGGUUUCUUUUUUUCCUUA